Molecule: messenger RNA, 636 nt
Organism: Dissoconium aciculare CBS 342.82
Lineage: Eukaryota; Fungi; Ascomycota; Dothideomycetes; Mycosphaerellales; Dissoconiaceae
Product: ras-domain-containing protein
Exons: 3
Coding region: 1-636 (211 amino acids)
Biological process (GO): signal transduction
Cellular component (GO): plasma membrane
Molecular function (GO): GTPase activity; GDP binding; GTP binding
Source: RefSeq, a predicted model, not a curated record
AUGUCAUCUACUCAGUUCCUACGGGAAUACAAGCUCGUCGUCGUCGGUGGAGGUGGUGUUGGAAAGAGUUGUCUCACCAUUCAACUCAUCCAAAGUCAUUUCGUUGAUGAAUACGACCCUACGAUAGAAGACUCCUAUCGCAAGCAGUGUGUCAUUGACGAUGAGGUCGCGCUUCUGGAUGUCCUCGAUACCGCCGGUCAGGAGGAAUACUCAGCCAUGCGCGAGCAAUACAUGCGAACAGGUGAAGGUUUCCUUCUCGUCUACAGCAUCACAUCACGACAGAGCUUCGAGGAAAUCAUGACUUUCCAACAACAAAUUCUCCGCGUCAAGGACAGAGAUUACUUCCCCAUCACCGUCGUCGGCAACAAGUGCGAUCUAGAGCAUGAGCGACAGGUCUCCACAGAGGAGGGUCGUGCGCUCGCCGAGUCAUUCGGCUGCAAAUUCAUCGAGACAUCGGCCAAGUCGCGCAUCAACGUCGACAACGCUUUCUACGACAUCGUCCGCGAGAUCCGCAAAUUCAACCGCAACUCGGGAUACAACGGCACCGCCGGGUCAGCAAACCGAGCUCGGGAAGAGAUGGGCAUUGAGGGACAAGAGAAAGAGCCUGGAUGCUGUGCCAAAUGUACGAUCAUGUAG